Oppiella nova is the source of this 1050-nucleotide messenger RNA. The record is from the annotation of a GenBank genome assembly. Lineage: Eukaryota; Metazoa; Arthropoda; Arachnida; Sarcoptiformes; Oppiidae.
AUGUAUAGCCCGUCGACCGAUAUAAUCACCGAUUUGGACACCAAGGACAUUCCGCUGGAUUACCGGACCUGGACAGUCCUAUUAUACCAUACCAUACGAAUUCAAGAUCAGCUCAAAAAGAUAUUGAAAGAGGAAGAGGCGCCGUUAAUAUUGGUGAUGUAUCAAGUGGUGGUAAAACUACAGUGGCUGCUGGAGAAAAGGGGUGAUAUUUCAGUGGAUUCAACAAACGGUAAUGCUCCAGCUUAUAAUCUUGGUAAUGUCAGCGGUGGUCAAAUAAACGUGAGAUCAGGUGUACCUCAUGGUUUUGGUUGUUGUUGUGAGAUCGUUUCUGAUGAAAGUGACGAUUACUUUAAUAAUCUGGAAGUGAAGCCCAGAGAAGGGAAUAUCAGAAAAUCAGAAAAGGAAAUCUACGACAUGUCCAAACCGAAUCAGAGAGGUUUAUGUAUCAUCUUCAAUAUUGUGAAGUUUCCAGGUCAUGAAACACGUGAUGGAUCAUCCUACGAGGCGAGAUGUCUACAAAAAGUUCAUACGCAACUCUCUUGCGAAGUGGAUGUUAUUAAUAGUGAUGAAGAGCAAAAUGAUUGCAAAUAUCAAGAUAUUAUUAAUAAACUUGAACAAACUAGUAAACUUCCAAACAAUACAUGCUAUAAUGCUUUAUUUGUGUUUUUUUUAUCUCAUGGUGAAUCCAACGGUCUGUGUUGUUCUGAUGGCGAAAUCCUUCCAUUCAAUAAGCCAGCCGAUAUGUUCAAUGAUAAUUCGUCUACGUGGAAGGAAAUACCGAAAUUUUUUUCUUAUCAUUGUUGUCGUGGAACCGAAUUCGACUAUCAAACUACUGACACCAGUCGAUCAACCUCGUAUGCACAUACCCUAAUUAAUUUUUCGACUCAGUCUGUUCUUAAUGCUCUCAUUGGUCUCUUAUUUAUCUUAGGUUAUGUAUCAUGGAGACACACGCAAUAUGGUACCUAUUUUGGUAAAGCGUAUUGUUUAAGCGCGUGCGAACAUGCUCAUGACAAACAUUUGCAACAAAUACUGGAAGAAAUUUUACAACCU